Fusarium musae is the source of this 936-nucleotide messenger RNA. RefSeq lists its product as uncharacterized. The record is from RefSeq and is a predicted model, not a curated record. The transcript is spliced from 4 exons. Bases 1 to 936 code for a protein of 311 amino acids. Lineage: Eukaryota; Fungi; Ascomycota; Sordariomycetes; Hypocreales; Nectriaceae.
AUGAACCAGCAAGAGAACGCAACCAACAAAGAGAUUGGUACCUUGAAGACCGAGAUAGACGAUCAGAUAUUCAACCAAAAUAGAGCUCAAGAAAACGAAGAUGCCGCUCGAGCCCGGCGAGAGGAUCUUUCCCGGCAAAAGAACAAAUUAGCCAACCAAAUUGGAACUAUCAUACAGUCUGCUGGUUCCGCAGGCAUUGGUGGAAAGAUGCUUGUGGCUGGAGGUCAGAUGGCUGCUACCUGGAUACUCAACCUCUGGGCGAACAACGAUCUCCAAUCUGCGCAGAGUAACAUGCAAGAUCAGCUUGAGAGGGGCCAGGAGUAUAGAAGACGUAAGGAGGAGGCUGAGAUAGACAUUCAGAAGCUUUCGACGCAAGCUUAUGAACUGAAACAAUGCAUUGAAGUCUUGCAGCCUGUUCAAUUGCUGCUUCAUGGGAUUAUAGAUUGUCUCCGUAAUGCUGCCAUUCAUCACAACGAGAUGCUCGCCAAAAUGCAGUCGUUUCUGGAGAGUUGUUCCGAGUCCAAGGAUAUAGCCAAGGGAAUUCCUGAUGGCCUAUCCUUUGGAGAUACUCUAGAUUUUCUAAACGAAAUUCAGCUCAUGCGCCAAGGGGCUCUCGAGAUCGGGCACUGGUCACUCAUCUACUCCAAGGUGAUCCAACAGACAAUGAUGAAAGGCUUCCAGCAAAAUGAAACAAACUUCUCACAUGAACAUAUAAUUUUCACCAUCCAACAGUCUCGUCAACAGGCGAUCGAAUCUGGAAGUGCAAAGCUUAUUGCAGGCCAGUUGAAGCAACAGCAUGAGGCCGAGGUAGAAGCCAUCAAGAAGGACCACGAUGAGGUCGUUGGGAAGCUGAAGAGGAAGAAUGAAAAAGAGCUCAAGAAAGUGGCGAGAAGUGGAAAGAUGAGAAAACUACUCCCCUUUUCCAAGGCGUCAUAG